AUAUAAAUAUAUCAUGUGAUUUUAUUGCCUCCUAUUUCAAUAUAAAUUUUUACGAUUUUGCGAAGGAAAGAUCUAAAGACCGAGAUUAGAGAACGAAGCUUUAGUAUAACCAAAAAUAGGCCAUGAGCGAAAGUUUAGAACGAGAUAAAAAUGUAGGGCUUCUCGGUACCACACCAAUCUUGUGGAAUAAAAGGGUAAAGUCGAAGGAGAAGAGAAUCGGCACGAGUAAGAAAGAAAAGACUACACUCUACAGUAUGCGAGUGCGAGGGGGUGCUAGCGAGGGCGAGAGCGAGGGUGCGGGUGCAUGGACCUGCGCGCGAGCGACCGCCUGGAAUUCGCAGCAUUGGCUGCGCGAGGGCGCGUGGUGGAUCGAGGGUGUCAGUCAUAGACCAUCUGCUCAGCGACGAGCACAUCGAUGGUUGUAAUUAGGAUAAUCGUCGCCUGAUUGACGCAACGACACGCGAUCGUAACCGAGAGAAGUCACAAGGAGCACCAAAACCGUGCGAAAUCCUCGCGAACGGAACGGAACGAAACGGAAUCGAAUUGAACGGAAACGGAAACGGAAACGGCAGCGUCGUUUCAGAGGCGCGUAACCACCACGUCACAGCGAGGCAAAUGUUCCCGACGAGCUUUCGCGAGAUUUCGCCGCCGAGUAGUACAUCCAAGAAAAAUCGCCGCCAUCGCCGGCAGCAAUACGACACCGGCAUUAUUGUCAAUGCACUUCCGGUACUAUCAAUCGGACCGUCGCGAUGAAGUAAGCAUUAUCGUUGACUCAUUAGUUUCAACGACGAUGCAGUUCACAACCGUUGAUUUUAUCCGCAUUCAAGCUCUUAAAACGUAAUCGAUAGUGUUCAGCAUCCGUCGCGUGUCGUCCAGGUCAACCGAUUUGAACGCUCCGUUUAAACGAAAGACACCGGAAGCGGGAGUACCUGCAGUCGAGAAUAGAGAUACGUUAAAGGGAAUAGAUCGGGGUCGAGAGACAAGGGUUGCGACGACGACGACGAUGACGAUACGGGACGGUAGUUAAGCGAUAACGACAAGAGGAUCCUGAUAAAACAAAUAUAGUGUGAUCACGACGCGACGUUAUAGCGUUGGUAGCUUUCGCAUAAAUUACCAUACGUAUAUAUACAGGUAAAUGCAUACGAGCGCACAAGUAUACAAGCGAAACGAGCAAAUAUACGUUUAAAUAUUGUGAUACGCAUAACUAUAAGCACGCGCACGCAGGCGUGCCGAUCGACAAGCAAUAAGAGCAAUAAAAAGAUAUUAUAUCGUGUUAUACUCUACUCGGAUCGGUGAUUCCUGUUACACUGUGUUCGAAAGAAGCUCGUUAGUCGCUAAACCCGAUCGACCGGGUUUACCCUUUAUUUUAC
Molecule: messenger RNA, 1370 nt
Organism: Acromyrmex echinatior (Panamanian leafcutter ant)
Lineage: Eukaryota; Metazoa; Arthropoda; Insecta; Hymenoptera; Formicidae
Product: neo-calmodulin
Cellular component (GO): myosin II complex
Molecular function (GO): calcium ion binding
Source: RefSeq, a predicted model, not a curated record